UGCAGAAGGGUUUCAAUGGCAACCAUCACUGAGUUGAAAAGCGCGCUGAGGGAGACCCUGGAGGCCCGCGGGGUCCUGGGACAGCUGAAGGCUCGGGUCCGGGCGGAGGUGUUCAGCGCGCUGGAUGACCCGAAUACCCCGCGUCCGCCGCUCUCCCACGACAACCUGCUGAUCAACGAGCUGAUCCGAGAAUACCUGGAGUUCAACAAGUAUCGGUACACCGCAUCAGUGCUGACCGCAGAAUCAGGUCAGCCCGAAGUUCCUCUGGACCGUGAAUUUUUGGCCAAAGAGCUCAACGUGGCAGAAGAUUCAAGUGCCAGAUCAGUGCCAUUGUUGUAUGGAUUGUUCCAUCAUUUUCUUAGCAGUAAGGAAGAACACAAAGGACAAAUCUUUCUAAAAGGCUCAGCAACAGUUACUUCACAAGAACCACAUGGUCACCGUGAUGCAGAGUCAUAAACAUGAAGCUCAACUGUCAUCUAGAACCAACACACAAGAGGACGUAGCAAGAUCCUAAGUAAACAGUUAAUGCACUGCUGUUGUCAAAGAGGCCAAAUUAGUCUGAUCUUGUUUUUAUUUAGAAGAUUUUUACAUGUUUUCACUUUAUUUUCUUUUUAGCUUUUUAUUUAAUUUAGCUUUUUAUCUGCAUAUCUGAUGUGUCCUGAAUGUAAGCAAUUUUUAUAUUUGUCCAAAUGACUUUGAAUUUGAUUUGAACAUUAAAUUUACUUUUGCUGUAAAAUAGCUGUAUUUUGAUUUUUACACUUACUGUAACUAGCCACUUUACUAGGUACACUUUGCCAGUAUCUAGUUGGACCGCUUUUUGCCAUAAAAAUCUGGAAAUAUUCCUCAGUUUAGUUUAUAUUGAUGUAUUCUGUCAACUAGAGCUGGGUGAUAUUGACCCUGUAUUUCUUGGAUGAAAAGCAAUAUAUGGUAAAUAUUCAUUCAUUCAUUUUUUCAUUGGCUUAGUCCCUCAUCAGAGGUCGCCACAGCAGAGCAAACCGCCAACUUAUGCAGCAUUUGUUUUACACAGUGGAUGCCCUUCUAGCUGCAACCCAGCAAACAACCAUACACAUACAGUGCAUCUGGCAAGUAUUCAUAGCGCUUCACUUUUUCCACAUCUUUUUAUGUUUUAACCUUAUUCCAAAAUGGAUUAAAUUCAUUUAUUUCCUCAAAAUUCUCCACACAAUACCCCAUAAUGACAAUGUGAAAAAAGAUUUUUUGAAAGUGUUGCAAAUUUAUUAAAAAUAAAAAACCUGAAAAAUCACAUGUACAGAGCUAUUCACAGUCUUUGCUCAAUACUUUGUUGAAGGACCUUUGACAGCAAUUACACCCUUGACAGCCUCAAGUCUUUUUGAAUAUGAUGCCACAAGCUUUGGGUCAUUGUCCUGCUGGAAGAUGAACCGUCGCCCCAGUCUGAGGUCAAGAGCACUCUGAAGCAGGUUUUUAUUCAGGAUGUCUCUGUAGACUGUGGUCAUAUUAUUUUUGAAUUGCUAUUGCCUUGCUAUCACCUCCAAUCUGGUAAUUUGGACUUCCGACAUCAACAAUAUUUGCUUUUAAGGUGCCAUAGAAGAAAAAUCUGGAUAUACCUAGCUAAAGAAUAAGAGUUUAGUAAAUGGAAAUGGCUGUACUGUGAUCCUCAAACAUCAUUGUUUCUUUGCUUUUAUUGUACAUCCCACAAGUGAAACACGCCCAUUGACAAAACACAGACUAUGGCCAUCCACACAGAGAGAUUAGCCACAACAUUUUCUAUUGGGAUUACAGCAAUUCAUUUUUCUCCAGAUUUUUGCAUUCAUCCCAGCUUGAUUUAUACUUGAGUUGUAUGUGGGACUCUUAUUUUGAAAACAGAAACAGGCUUUAAGGAAGAGUAAGCGGUUCUGUGAAGCAUCCAACCAUGCAUCACCACAAAGUCUCUCAUCUGUUCAUAGCACUUUAGAACACAAAAUGCAGGAUCUACAGAUUAAAUAUUUAUUCAGUGCCGCCCCAAAGAGGCAUAAGGUCUGUUUCAAUGUAUAUUUUGUUAGUUUAACGUGUACAUAGUAGCGGAUGGCAAAUCAAGGCUUCAAGAAACACUGAAACAGUUGAAGCAAAUGUGUCGAAGCUUCAAAACGUUUUGAAACUCAUGUCUACAGUGACACCUAGGGGUCAUUUUUUAUGUAAUGCUCUGGAACAGCUUCAGCAAAGAAUCAGUAAAGCAAAUUGAGGUAUUAAACCUCAUAUUGUAGAUUUGAGGUUUCAAGUGAUUUAGUGGAGCGGUGAGAGUUCCUGACUAGCAUGCAGAGAUAAUGGGUUUGAAUCCAGAGUGAUGCAGCUGUAAAUGUUAGUUUUGAAAUGCUCU
Molecule: messenger RNA, 2332 nt
Organism: Danio aesculapii
Lineage: Eukaryota; Metazoa; Chordata; Actinopteri; Cypriniformes; Danionidae
Gene: cep20
Product: centrosomal protein 20
Exons: 5
Coding region: 16-456 (146 amino acids)
Biological process (GO): cilium assembly; microtubule anchoring
Cellular component (GO): ciliary basal body; motile cilium; centrosome
Molecular function (GO): protein binding
Source: RefSeq, a predicted model, not a curated record